AUGACGAGAGGAACGGAGGUUGUGAGCGCGCAGCUCGUUGUGGCGGUGGUAGCUGGGCUGCUGCUGUCGUCGUCGCCGGCGGUGGCGGUGGCGGUGGCGGAGGACGGCGUUGGUCUCUGGCGGCGUUCUCUCCACCAGCCGUUUUUCCCCAUCGAUUCCACGCCGCCGCCGGGGUUCGAUGACUCGAUCGUACCGCCUCCACCGCCGCCGCCGGUGGGGGCCGCGGCGGCGUCGGCGUCCAAGGGCGGCGGGCGGUCCGCGACCAGCCUCACCAACACCGUCGCGAUCGCGCUCGCCACGGGCCUCGUCGUGCUCGCGGUGGCGUUCUACUCGUGCUUCCUCCUGUGGCGCCGACGCUCCGACGGAGGCGGCGGCGGGGGCGGGGGCGGCGACGGCCUCCGCGCCGUAAAGUCGGCGCCGCCAGGCUCCGUCGCCGUGCGGGUCGCCAGCGACGUGGGGAGCAGCGCGCGGCACCAGCGGUCGCCGCCGCCGAGCUCGACGGCGUCCGACGCGAUAUACCUCGACCCGCUCACGACGAUGGUGGAGGUGAGCCGGCAUCGGCCGCCGAGCCCGGACCUCCGCCCGCUCGCGCUCGUGAAGCAGCCGAGCCCCGACCUCCGCCCGCUGCCGCCGCUGAAGCGGCCGGCGGCACAGCCCCCGCCUCCGCCAGCGUCCACGCCGCCGAUGACCACCACUGGGGAUUCCUCCGACGAGGAGGACCAGGCCACGUACUACACCGCGCCCAAGACCGCCAAGUCCUGGUUCAGCCGGAGCACGAGCCACCGCAGCACCCUGGAGCAAACAGUGGCUGUGGCUCAACCACCCGCGCCUGCUCCCGCGCCCACGCCGACGCCGACGCAAGCUAACCCCCCACGGCCUGCUCGUCCACCGCCGCCCCCACCGCCACCGAGGCAAAGGCUGCUGCGACCGAUGCCCGAGGAGUCCCCACCCCCGGCCGUCCUCGCCAGUUUGGCGCUAACCAAUUCCCCAGACCCCUCUGUUCAGGACAGGGGAGGCGAGAACCCGGAUGGCCAAGGCGGGAGAGCGCGGCCGCCGAAGCCACCAAGCCUGAAGCCGCUGCACUGGGACAAGCUCCGCGCCAUCUCCGGCCGCACCACAGUCUGGGACCAGGUCAACAGUUCCGACUCGUUCCGCGUGAACGAAGCGGCAAUGGAGAGCUUGUUCCUGAACAACUCCGGCGGCGCGGGGAACUCGGAUCAGGCGGCGAGGAGGGGAAGCGCCGGGAAGCAGGAGAACCGGCUGCUCGACCCGAAGCGGCUACAGAAUGUUGCGAUCAUGCUCAAGGUGCUCAAUGUGACAUCGGCUGAUGUGAUUGGAGCACUCAUGCACGGAAAUGGAGAUUUGGGGUCUGAGUUCUACGAAACACUAGCUAAGAUGGCACCGACCAAAGAAGAAGAACUGAAAUUGAAAGAUUAUAAUGGCGAUAUAACAAAGCUUGAUCCAGCAGAGCGCUUUCUGAAAGAUGUACUUGAUGUUCCUUUUGCCUUCAAAAGAGUAGACGCAAUGUUGUACAGAGCGAACUUUGGCACUGAAGUGAAUUAUUUAAAGAAAUCUUUUGGAACGCUAGAGGCAGCUUGUACAGAUUUAAGAAGCAGCAAGCUAUUCUUGAAGUUGCUAGAUGCAGUUCUCAAGACUGGGAACCGCAUGAACGAUGGAACUAAUCGAGGCGAGGCGAGGGCCUUCAAACUUGACACCCUUCUAAAGCUUGCAGACAUCAAGUCGACAGACGGAAAAACGACAGUGCUCCAUUUCGUAGUUCAAGAGAUCAUUCGAUCUGAAGGCUUCGGUUCUGAUCAAACAGCAGCAGUGAAUCCCGGUAGCACCAGUAAGGAACAGUUCAAGAAGGAUGGCCUGAAAGUGCUUGCAGGGCUCAGCUGUGAGCUCUCAAACGUGAAGAGUGCUGCCACUUUGGAGAUGGACACGCUGGUGGGCAGCGUCUCGAGGCUCGAAACCGACCUCGAGAAGGUGAAGCUGGUCUCUCAGCUCAACCAGGCAUAUCCCGGUCAGGUCUCAAGCGAGAAGUUCUUCGAGGCGAUUGACACGUUCCUCGGACAUGCUCAGGCGGAGAUUGAGACAGUGAAGGCAGCCGGGGAGAGCGCGCUGCAGCGUGUCAAGGAGACCACGGAGUACUUCCACGGCGACGCCAUCAAGGAGGAGCCUCACCCGCUGAGGAUCUUCAUGGUGGUGAGCGACUUCCUCGCGACGCUGGACCGCGUGUGCCGGGACGUCGGCAGGACGCCGGAGAGAGUGAUGAUGGGGUCCGGCAAGUCGUUCCGCGUCUCGGCCGGCACCACCCUGCCGCAGCGCCGGAACGAUCAGCGGAGGGAGCUCAGCUCCUCUGACGAGGACAGCUCCUCUGACUAG
This is a messenger RNA of Miscanthus lutarioriparius, 2385 nucleotides long. The record is from the annotation of a GenBank genome assembly. NCBI's taxonomy places the organism in Eukaryota, Viridiplantae, Streptophyta, Magnoliopsida, Poales, Poaceae.